AAAUGACUUCAAGAGUUGGCAAUGUCCUUCUUCUCGAUUAGCUCCAUCUCUCUGUUUUAGCGCUAAAUUGAAAGUACAGCAGUUAACAAGCUUCAAUCUUCUCACCUAAUUGAAUCAUUUUGCUAACUGCAUUGAUCUUCUCAUCUUCUUCUACUGUUUUUGCUGAAUCUGGAGCGAGAUUGAAGCGGAUUGAGAUGCCUCUGGUUCAUUUUCAGCUGAGGAAUGAGUAUAGCUUGGGGCAGCCGGAACUGUACAAGGAUGUAGAUAAAGAAGAUCCAAAAGCUGUACUUGAAGGCGUUGCGGUAGCUGGACUUGUUGGGAUCUUGCGUCAAUUAGGCGAUCUUGCAGAAUUUGCAGCAGAAGUCUUUCAUGGCCUGCAAGAGCAGGUGAUGGUCACUUCCUCUAGGAGCCAGAAAUUAGUGGCUCGUACACAACACAUUGAAGCAUCACUUUCUCCACUUGAGAAGGCCAUAUGGUCCCAAAAGAGCCACCUGCAUUUUGCUUACACCUCUGGUACUCACUGGCGCGCUCGUGUAAAAACUGAAAAAAAUCUUUUUAUAUAUGAUGACUUGCCACAGUUCGUAAUGGAUUCUUAUGAAGAAUGUUCUAGACCUCCACGCCUCCAGUUGCUUGAUAGAUUUGAUGCUGGAGGCCCCGGGUCCUGCUUAAAGAGAUAUUCAGAUCCUACCUUUUUCCGAAGAGCAUCUGGUAUCUCUUCUGAAACAAACUUGGGAAAAGCUUCAAAGCAUAGGAAGGCCCACAGGAGGAAGAAAAAGAGAGCAUGGCAGACAAAUGGGGAGGUCUCUAACAGUGGCUUGUCAAUACGUGAUCAAUAUUCCAGAAAUAAAUUUGCUCCACACUCUGUUGAUGAACAAAUUUCUUCUUCAAGAAAUAUCUCUACAUUUGAUUUCAUGAAAAAUUCCGAAUUGGAAGACCAGUCAAACUCUUUUGAUUCAAGAUUAGGGUCAGGCUACAUAGAAUGUGUUUUCCAGCCAACAUUCACCUUUAACCCUGAAGAACAAGGUUCUGUUGAGCCAUCUAUAUCUGGUAUAGAAAUUCAACAAAGUGACAUGCUUGAUUCAACUUCUCUUGAGGAACAAAUCUUGGCUGAAGAUGAUUAUUUUGAAGAACAUAACUUGUCCAUGGAAAAUGCUGGUCACCGAUCAUCAUGUGUUACAUGGGAUGAGAAAACAGAAAUAACAGAGCCGACAAAUCCUUGUAUUCCUGACGAAGCUAUGGAGGUUCUUCCCCCAAAAUUUGAUGUAGAAACUCAGGAUUCAGAAUUGUCACAUUUGGCGAGUAAAUAUGAAACUGACUUUCAGUUCCAUAAUGGAGAAGAUGAAAAAGGUUCAACCUUCGCUCAUGUAAACCAGCCCGACGAUAUUGAAAGUGAACCGGAUAACUUCGUGGAUGCGCUUAACACUAUAGAAUCUGAGUCUGAAGCUGAUUUAGAUUUUCAAACAAAACGAGAAUUGGAGCAUGAAGUUACAGAACCUGAUCUGUUGAACUCUGAAUCUGGUUCCACAAAGAAAGAAAUGUCCUUUGAUAUACCUAAACCUAAUUCACUUGACACUAUCACUUUAGAGUCGCCUCACAAAGAAGAUGUUGACCAGAAUAAGAUCUCUUCACCACCUCCAACAGGUGGCCAUAUCUUGGACAGCUCCAGUGAGAUUGAGAGUCCUCAAGACGAUUAUUCCAAUGUCAGAUCUAGUAGCUUGGAUUUAUCAAGUUUGAACUCUAGAGAACUUGAUCUGCAAUCCCCAGUGAACGAUAAGCCUCAGAAGCUUCCUGCAAAAUUUGCUAGCACUCAGUCUGUACAAUUUUGGACAAAUGGAGGUUUGCUAGGACUGGAACCAUCCAAACCUCCGGUUUUCAGUGGUUUGAGUCCUGAAGUUCAGGGUUCUGCAACCCAAGAUAAGGAUAACUCACCCGGUCAAGGGGUUGUUGGUCCAUCAAACCGAUUUUCAAAGCAGCACAAGCCAGUCAAAAUUUCUGAGAUUAUUCAGCAAGAUUAUAGUUCUAACGACGAUGAGGCUAUUUUAAACAACACAUUUCAGAGAUUUUCACCAACUUCUUUUGACACUAAUAGGAGAAUUUAUGAAUUCGUGAAUGAGAGAGCUAAACUGGUGCAUUCUACUGAUGCUGGAGGUUUUCCAACUGUUUCCAGUCAUAGGAAUGGUGGAAAUGCUCAGCAGACGGUUGGACUUGCUAAUAGAUUGUUUUCUAAUAGUUUGCAGAGGAAAGUAUUAAGUUUGCAUGAUGAGAAGUCUGAAGCCCCAACUGCCACUAAAAUUGGUCUUCCUGAGCUGAAGACUAAAGAACAUGGUAAAAACCUCAACAGCCUAUCCAGAAAUGGGUCCCUAGAAGAAAAUUCACCUCCAUCUUCCCCUCCAAUUCAACAUAUGAAGAUAUCUUUUCAGCCUCCGGUUGGCUUUGAGAUAUCAAAGCUAAAAUUAAAAUUUCCUGAUGCGAAUCAGUUUCAUGACAAUGGAAGUGAUAUCAUGCCUUCGUUUCAGUUGGUCCCGGAGCCUAGAACUCGUCAUAAUGACAUCAGUUUGGAUUCUGAUGAUGACACGUUUUGUAGAUCAUCUCCUUAUAAUUCUGACUAUUGUAAUAGCCAUCAAUCUGAUGAGUCCAACUCUGAGCAGUGGGUAUCUGAUACUGCUAGUCAAGACAAGGACAAUGAGUUGUAUGAUGCUUUACGUAGAAUCUCAUUAACUGAAUCUAUUUCAACUUCUCAUGAGGAUUCUGAAACAGGCAUUGCAAGAUUUCUACCAAAAAAAGAAAAUGAACUUCAAAACCCAAAUGUUGAAAGUCGUGAGGAACAUUUACACUUUAUUCCUUCUUUUGAGCUUCCAUGUCUCAACACUUUGAACCCUUUAUUUGAGCAAGAUAUGAGAAAAGGGCAGUCAGAGUCUAUUGAGGAGCCUUCACCACUGCCUCCUCCACUCCCCCCAAUGGAGUGGCGUGUGAUGAAAACUAACACGAGCAUAGGAAAAGAAGAUUCUGUAUCUGAAGCUGUUGAUUAUGAAGAUGAGGUGACAUCAUCACUAGGUACUAUCUUUGUGACAACUAAACCAUUCCCGGUUCAACUACAGCCUGAUGACCACCUCUUGCUUAAGACUGACAAGGCACAAUUCCAGAGGAAAGAAAUCAAUCACACAGCAAGUUUCAGGGGUACAAUUACAAAUGAGCAGGAUGAUUUUCUCGAACAAAUUAGAACCAAAUCUUUCAACUUGAGGCGAACAACCACAACGAGGAAUAAUACAGUUCAACCUGCACUCUCAACUACAACUUCUAAAGUGAAUGCAAUUUUGGAGAAGGCUAAUGCAAUUCGUCAGGUCGUCGGAAGUGAUGAUGACGAUACUUGGAGUGAUGUAUGAUUCUUGUUUUGUUAACACGAUCGACAAAAUCCUAUGAUGAGAAUAACCAUUCAUUCCUCUUAAAAAUUUGAAGUUAUUUUUUUAGUUGGGGGGAGUAGGGAGCCUUUUUUUUAUUUUGUGUACAUGGAAAUAACAAUAAUCCAAAGUUCUUUUGUAAUUAAAAUUGUAUGGGUAUUUUUUCUUUGUGUUGUAGUAGCUGAUAGGGCAGCAGCUAGGGCCAUGUUUGCCUUUAAGUUUCAUUAUGUAAACUACACACUAGCGAGCGAUUGACUUUGCCUUGUAAUCUUUGCAUGCAUAAAGGCAGCCAUUUAUUUUGUGAUCUAGGGAUCAGCUUCCUUCUCCCUCCU
Impatiens glandulifera is the source of this 3730-nucleotide messenger RNA. Its product is annotated as protein SCAR3-like. Gene Ontology annotation, biological process: positive regulation of Arp2/3 complex-mediated actin nucleation; actin cytoskeleton organization. Lineage: Eukaryota; Viridiplantae; Streptophyta; Magnoliopsida; Ericales; Balsaminaceae. The coding region runs from base 195 to 3383 and encodes 1062 amino acids. The record is from RefSeq and is a predicted model, not a curated record. Gene Ontology annotation, molecular function: protein kinase A regulatory subunit binding; Arp2/3 complex binding. Gene Ontology annotation, cellular component: cytoskeleton. The transcript is spliced from 9 exons.